This is a messenger RNA of Mesoplodon densirostris (Blainville's beaked whale), 918 nucleotides long. RefSeq names its product BPI fold-containing family B member 6-like. Lineage: Eukaryota; Metazoa; Chordata; Mammalia; Artiodactyla; Ziphiidae. The record is from RefSeq and is a predicted model, not a curated record. Gene Ontology annotation, molecular function: lipid binding.
AUGCUGCCCAAGGUGGUCAACAAGUUCCUGGACAGCACCUUACACAAAGUUCUUCCUGGCCUGCUGUGUCCAGCCAUUGAUGCGGUCCUGAUGUAUGUGAACAAGAAGUGAGCCAACCUGAAUGCCCCCCUGCCCGUGGGCCAGAUGGGCACCAUCAGAUAUGUCCUGGCAUCCAUACCGACCACCACAGCCAGCCAUAUUCAAGUGGACUUCAGUCCUGCGGUGCAGCAGGAAAAGGGCAACACCAUCCAGUUUGCUGAUGCUGGGGAGGCCGAGUUCCCCGAGGACUAUGCCGAAGGCUCCUCACAGCUGCUGCUCUCAGCCACCUUCCUCACAGCAGAGCUUGCUCUUCUGCAGAAGUCCUUUGAUGUGAAUGUCCAGGAAGUGACGAUUGGCGAGCUGCCCCCACAAACCACUGAGACACUGGCUGGCUUCAUCCCUGAAGUGGCUAAGGCCUAUCCCAAGCCGAAACCCCUGGUGACCCAGAUCAGGAUAAACAAGCCCCCCAAGGUCACCAUGAAGACAGGCAAGAGCCUGCUGCACCUCCAUGGCACCCUGGAGACGUUUGCUCCUCUGCUGUGGGGCAAAGCCCCUGUAUCCCUCUUUCUCCUGGAAAUUCACUUCAACCUGAAAAUCCAGUACUCAGUUCGUGAGGACUGGCUGCAGAUGGCCACCUCUUUGGACAGAUUACUGAGCCUGUCCCGGGGGUCCUCAUUGAUUGGUGCCUUCACUGAGAAGGCAUUGACUGGCUUCAUCACUGAUUUUCUCCAAGAAGCCUACAUCCCAGCCAUCAAUGUUGAGGAUGUGGUCCAAGUUGGGCUCCCACUUCCACUUCCAGACUUCUUGGACAUGAAUUACAACCUGGCAGAGCUGGACAUAGCAGAGAAUGCCCUGCUGCUGGACCUGAAGCUGGACUGA